UUUAAUUUUGUUUUUAGUUUUUUCUUUUCACCAUAGAGUGGUUUUGUUUUUCAAUUAUUUUAAGCAAACAAAAAGGAGCGCCUCUGAGAUCUGGACAACAAAAUGUCAUCAACACAAAAAACAUUUGGCUCUGUGAGUGAGGUGGUUAGAUCAAUUCGUGCAAACACCAAUCCUGGUGAAAAAAUGAGGCGGUACGAUGCCUGGGCAGACACCUACGAGCAGGAUUUGUCCAUCCUCGACUACCACGCCCCAUCUCUUGUAACAGACAUCAUCUCAUCCCAUUUCACCGGUGACUGUGAAGCUGCUGUUGUGUUGGAUGUGGCCUGUGGUACAGGCCUAGUGGCAAAGCAGAUGAAACAUGCUGGAUUUGUGCAUUUUGUGGGCAUCGAUGGGAGCGCGUUAAUGUUGGAGGAGGCCAAAAAGAAAGAGCUAUACCAAGAGCUGAAGCAAUGCAUUUUGGUGCAAGAGCCUCUUCCAGUGCAAAGUGGAUCAUAUGAUGUGGUUACAAUCUGUGGAGCCCUGACGGUGGAUCAUGUUGCUAUAAGUGUGAUCAGAGAGCUGUGCAAUGCCUGCAAACCAGGUGGCUUGAUCUGUAUGACAUGCAGACAUGGUGAAGACAAUCUGGAAUACAAAGCAGCCCUGGAGCGUGAGCAUAAGCAGAUGGAAGAGGAGGGACUGUGGAGUUGUGUAGCUGUAACUGAGGUGAAAAACUGGUCAAGAUCAGUGACAGACGCAGGAGGCAGCUACAUAUCUGGAUCUAUUUACCUUUACAAAAAACUGUAGAAUAAAACACCAUACAGUAGCCAUGUUAUGUUAUAUAUCAACACAAAUCUCAACAAGAGAUAAA
Messenger RNA from Cheilinus undulatus (humphead wrasse), 847 nucleotides. Its product is annotated as methyltransferase-like protein 27. The transcript is spliced from 6 exons. Bases 103 to 783 code for a protein of 226 amino acids. NCBI's taxonomy places the organism in Eukaryota, Metazoa, Chordata, Actinopteri, Labriformes, Labridae. The record is from RefSeq and is a predicted model, not a curated record.